Molecule: messenger RNA, 398 nt
Organism: Staurois parvus
Lineage: Eukaryota; Metazoa; Chordata; Amphibia; Anura; Ranidae
Source: the annotation of a GenBank genome assembly
GGGGAUUGGAACACCUGAAUCACAUGAUAUGGAGGGGAUUGGAACACCUGAAUCACAUGAUAUGGAGGGGAUUGGAACACCUGAAUCACAUGAUAUGGAGGGGAUUGGAACACCUGAAUCACAUGAUAUGGAGGGGAUUGGAACACCUGAAUCACAUGAUAUGGAGGGGAUUGGAACACCUGAAAUCACAUGAUUUGGAGGGGAUUGGAACACCUGAAUCACAUGAUAUGGAGGGGAUUGGAACACCUGAAUCACAUGAUUUGGAGGGGAUUGGAACACCUGAAUCACAUGAUUGGGAGGGGAUUGGAACACCUGAAUCACAUGAUUUGGAGGGGAUUGGAACACCUGAAUCACAUGAUUUGGAGGGGAUUGGAACACCUGAAUCACAUGAUUUGGAG